AGCCGUUUAAUACUUGUUUUCUUCAUUGGUCCGUGUCUUUACCAGUACCCGAAUCAGUAGUUAUCUUGUUAUCUAAGUGCAGGUAACGCAUUAAAAUCGAGACAAUGUUUUAUUAUCUGUGGGACAAAGUGUGUUUGCAUUAGUGCUAGGAGAGGAUGAAUACAUUAGCCAUUCGCUCUUAGAUCGGAAAGGUCAGCAGCUGAGUAUUCUCCGAGGCAAAAAUCAAAGCAAAUUUCCAAACUGAUAAGACAAUACACUAUCACAGACUGCAGCUGAGUGUUAAUAGGACAGUUUUAUUUAUGUAUACAGCAGAGGAAAACAACUAACAAAUAGUUCGGCCAGAUAGGAGUAAUGUGUUUCGCAGCAUCACUGGUUGGUCAGAAUCUUUAGUGAAAGUAAAAGGUGCUACCGGCUGUGACGUACCGAAUACCGUACAAAAGUCUUUGUCGUGUUAGAAACUGUGAAUCAUAUAAUACCAAACAGCUUCAUUUUCUGCAUCAUGGAUGAUAUAAAUUGGAACAAGAUAAUCUACAUAGAUGGCGAACGAAAGCUCAUAUACUUCGACCAGAAAACGUACAAACUGCCGGAGGCUAUCCUCAAUUUGUAUUCUGAUCGUGUUCGUCACCUCGAUUUGAGCCACAACAAGCUGUCUUCGUUUGAGGCACUCGAGUUCUUCGGUGGUCUCGAAGAGCUAGUGCUGGAUAACAACAGUCUCACAGACGAGAUCACAUUUCCCGGACAGUUGAGGCAAAUAAAACUGCUAUCACUGAACAAUAAUAAAUUCGAAAAUCUCGAUUUGCUGCUAACAAAAUUGUCUCUCUGCUUCCCGAACUUGGAGUAUUUGAGUUUACUGGGAAAUCCGGCUUGUCCUUGUCAUUUGUUAAGCCUCGAGCACACCGAAUACGAUUAUCUCAAAUAUAGGCUUUACAUAAUCCGCCAUCUACCGAAGCUACACAUAUUGGAUGUACAACGAGUGAAAAAAAUGGAACGAGAUUUUGUCCGCAGUCAACAAGAUCAGGAAUACGCAACAGAUGGAUCUGAGAGCCGUAGAGCCACCAGCGCGCUGAAGCAUUUGUACACUAACCUAAGCAACAGGUUGGGUGUUGAACGUAAAAAUCCACCCGUGUACCACCCACUGCCUGAGAGCAUUCGCGUUGCAGGUGACCAUCGCGGAGCUUACGGUAAAUGUCGCUAUCGUUACGUCGGUGCACAGUCUGAGGGCAAUCGGUUUAUACUCAACACUGAUUUAUGAGUAGGUACCUAAUAUAUGUUAAUUUAUAUCUGCAGUAAUAAUAGUUAAUUUUAAUAGAAAACACACAGAUAGGAAUAAUUAAAAAAAAACAGCUUAUGAUUACAAAA
Messenger RNA from Wyeomyia smithii (pitcher-plant mosquito), 1359 nucleotides. Its product is annotated as leucine-rich melanocyte differentiation-associated protein-like. NCBI's taxonomy places the organism in Eukaryota, Metazoa, Arthropoda, Insecta, Diptera, Culicidae. Gene Ontology annotation, molecular function: protein binding. Bases 500 to 1252 code for a protein of 250 amino acids. The transcript has 4 exons. Gene Ontology annotation, biological process: melanocyte differentiation. The record is from RefSeq and is a predicted model, not a curated record.